This is a messenger RNA of Klebsormidium nitens, 1506 nucleotides long. NCBI's taxonomy places the organism in Eukaryota, Viridiplantae, Streptophyta, Klebsormidiophyceae, Klebsormidiales, Klebsormidiaceae. The record is from the annotation of a GenBank genome assembly.
AUGGAGCAGCAGAACACAGCUCAUAAACUCGUCGUCAACCCUGAGCAGUCGGGGGGCAUGAUUGCAGUUGCCACGAGGACGCCAAAGGGAGACAACCUUCAGUUCACGGUCAGGACGGAUGACAAGCAAGGCCCCCCACCUGCACCCUCUCCAAAGCCGCCAGGGCAGCAAGAGAAGAGGCCGUCCCCUCCGCCAAGGGCCUCCUCUCCCCAACACGACAUGUACAGCUCGGACGAUUCCUCCCCCCGGGCCUGGCGCCAUCGCAGCCCGUCCGUGACCAUUGACGUCAGCGGCCUGGCAAACCCAGACAAGAUGCGCCGCUCCUUCCGUGAGCAUUCACCCUCUCCCAGCCCUACACCCCGUCGCCGCUCGCCCCCACCCCGGAGGCCGUCACCAUCCAGGCGUUAUUCUCGCUCUCGCUCCCGCUCAAACUCGAGGCCGCCCCCUCCAAAGGCCCCUGAGCCCAAGCCAAGCCCUGGAUUUGGCUCGAUCCGAGAGGAGAAGCUGUACAUUCUGCUGACACUCAAGCGGAUGAAGGCAGAGGGCGUGCAGGAGGUCUCUGACUACACGAUUGACUCUGACAUUGAGGAGAUGCGGAUGGAGCUCCGCAAGUUGCAGGAGGACCAGAUGAUGACCAACGGGAUCGAGAGCUGCCGGACCGCCCUCAUCACGGUCACAACGGGCCUGGAGAUCAUGAACAAGAAGUACAAUCCGUUUGAUCUUGACCUGGACGGCUGGAGCCAGAGCAUCUUCGAGAGCAUCGAACGUUACGAUACGGUCCUCGAGAGGCUUGUGAAGAAGUACGGCAAGAGGGUGUCUGCCAUCUCCCCGGAGAUCCAGCUCAUGCUCAUGCUCUGCGGCUCUGCGGCCAGCUUCUGCUUCACAAAGAGCAUGAUGAAGGCUGCCCAGCCCACCAUGACCAGGAUUGCAGAGGAGAACCCGGAGCUCGUCCGCAAGAUGAUGCAGGGUAUGGCCCCUGCAGCUGCCCAGCCUCAGGAGGUCCCAGCAGUGCCGGUUGUGCCCGUUGUGCCCGUUGCAACACCCGUCGUUCCAACCGCGUCCGUCCCUGUCCCACAGAGCUCCCGAUAUGCGGAACCUCUGGAGCGGUUCGUGAGACCUGCCCCGCAGGCUCCAAACCCCUCUGGUGGGGAUGAUGCUAGCAGUGUCAGCCUGUCUCUCGCGGGAGACGCCGAGGUCUCCGGAUUGAAUGACAGCUUCUCUGUCAGCUCGAUUAGCAGCCCAAAGGGCCAGCCAGCCGUCAGGAAGGUCGCUAUUGGCAAGGAGGCCGUUGUGAAGAAACGCGGCAAGGCGCAAAGAGCACCGUCCCGCCCUAAUGCCCCUUUUGCGACCGCCUCUGCCCCCCUUUUCCUCCUAAGCUUUGGUACACGUGGAAGCCUAGCGGCGUCCCUUCUUACUGCGCGCCUGUCGCCUUGGACGGAAGAAAUGCCGCACGUUCCAUCCGUCCGCCAUUCGUCCACAAUGUCCGGGAACUUGUGCAGUGUGUAA